This is a messenger RNA of Exophiala bonariae, 777 nucleotides long. RefSeq lists its product as uncharacterized. Gene Ontology annotation, cellular component: endoplasmic reticulum-Golgi intermediate compartment; endoplasmic reticulum; Golgi apparatus. Lineage: Eukaryota; Fungi; Ascomycota; Eurotiomycetes; Chaetothyriales; Herpotrichiellaceae. Gene Ontology annotation, biological process: UDP-N-acetylglucosamine biosynthetic process. Gene Ontology annotation, molecular function: glucosamine 6-phosphate N-acetyltransferase activity; monosaccharide binding. The record is from RefSeq and is a predicted model, not a curated record. The transcript is spliced from 2 exons. Bases 1 to 777 code for a protein of 258 amino acids.
AUGGCAGAGUCGCAGAUAUCUACGGAAACGUCCAUACCCACAACAACAUUGCCCGCAGCAGAAGUCGUGAACAAAAUGACCUCUCCGGAACCCCCCACAACCGCUAUCCCUCAGACCAACGGCAUCCUCAGUAACGGUGUUGCCUCUGAACAUACACCCACACCCACGCCUGCAGAAACGAAACAAGCAUCGACCACAAUCGCACCGUCGGAACCUACAUUACCGGCUUACGCAGCUGCGAUUUCAGAAGCUGCAGAUCAAGAUGACACACCUCUCUUCUCUCCCACACUCAUCAGCGAUGAGACCAAGGCCACCUUGCCCACGGGCUAUACCAUCCGGCCGUUGAGAAGGAGUGAUUACUUUGGAGGCUACCUUCCAACACUGAGGGUGCUCACGACCGUCGGCGAACCCACACAAGCAGAAUUCGAUGCCCGAUACGACUUCAUCUCUUCUCGCAACGACACGUACUACAUCCUGGUGAUCUGCGACGAGUCCGGGACCGUGGUGGGCACGGGCGCCGUCAUCGUCGAGCGCAAGUUCAUCCACAACAUGGGACUGGUCGGACACAUCGAGGAUAUUGCCGUUGCAAAGAAUCAACAGGGCAAGAAACUUGGGCUGCGCAUCAUCCAGGCUCUCGACUCUGUUGCAGAGAAGGUCGGCUGUUAUAAGAGCAUUCUCGACUGCAGCGAGGCCAAUGAAGGUUUCUACGUCAAGUGCGGGUUCAAGAGGGCCGGGUUGGAGAUGGCACACUAUUAUGAUACCACGCCCAAGAUAUGA